CCGAGUGGCUUAUUUUUUUGGAAGUGACAUUAAACACAUUUAAAAACACACCUUUGUUCCCUUCCUCCUCCUCUCGCAGGAUGUCAGAUUUCGACAGCAAUCCUUUCGCGGAUCCGGAGUUAAACAACCCGUUUCAGGAUCCAUCAGUGACACAAGUGAGACCGACGGCUCCUCCGGGCUUAGAGGAGUACAAUCCUUUCUCAGAUGGCAAACCAACGCCCCCGAACAUGGCGCCCAAGACGGCACCGAGCACCACCACCACACAACCCGCCAUCAUGAAUCCCACCGAGGAGCCUCCGGCCUACUCGCAGCCUCGGGGACAGGAGCAGACGAGAGCAGCUGCUGAGCUCUUGAGGAGGCAGGAGGAGCUGGAGAGGAAGGCUGCAGAGCUGGACCGGCGGGAGAGAGAGAUGCAGUCCCUCAGUGCUUCAGGAGGCAGGAAAAACAACUGGCCUCCCCUCCCGGAGAAGUUCCCCAUGGGUCCGUGUUUCUACCACGACAUCACCGUGGACAUUCCUGUCGAGUUUCAGAAGACGGUCAAGAUCAUGUACUACCUCUGGAUGUUUCAUGCUGGGACGCUGCUGGCUAACAUGGUGGGCUGCCUGGCCUGGUUCUGUGUGGACGCGUCUCACGGAGUGGACUUCGGCUUGUCCAUCCUCUGGUUCAUGCUCUUCACACCUUGCUCCUUCGUCUGUUGGUACAGACCCAUUUAUGGAGCUUUCAGGAGUGACAGUUCAUUCAGGUUUUUUAUUUUCUUCUUCGUGUACAUCUGUCAGUUUGGCAUCUACGUGCUUCAGUGUAUCGGCAUCUCCGGUUGGGGCGCCAGUGGCUGGAUCUCUGCUUUGAUGGGCCUGAAUACAAGCAUCCCAGUCGGCAUCAUAAUGAUCCUCAUCGCUGCUCUCUUUACCUCACUGGCUGUCAUGUCUCUCAUCAUGUUCAAAAAGGUCCAUGGGAUGUACCGUACCACCGGUGCCAGCUUCGAGAAGGCCCAGCAGGAGUUCGCUACGGGCGUCAUGUCUAACAAAACGGUCCAGACGGCCGCCGCUAACGCCGCCACCAGGGCUGCGACGACAGGCUUCAAGGAGCAGAUCUGAUCGACGAGCCGCUUGAGCCCACUCACCUCUCCGUCCACCCCUUCCUUCUCCUCUUCUUCUUCUUCCUCCUCCUCUUCUCUCAGUGCGACACCCAGCUACCACCACCCUGAGCCAGCCGCCCCUGUUUGAACGCAUGAAGAGCCCCCGCCUCAUCGCCGUCCUCCCACCCUCAGCCUUCUGACGUUAUCUGCUGUAUGAGUGCAUUGCAGUUUGGCCGUCUGUGAUCCGAGUUACCCGAGGGGGGAAAUUUGGGAACAUUCAAACAGAACAGGGCUUCAGCUCUCUCCGUCCCUGCUCCACCGACAUCAUUGUGCACUCUCAUCUCUGACUCUGGGACUC
Scomber japonicus (chub mackerel) is the source of this 1433-nucleotide messenger RNA. RefSeq names its product secretory carrier-associated membrane protein 1-like. The transcript has 9 exons. The coding region runs from base 81 to 1094 and encodes 337 amino acids. Lineage: Eukaryota; Metazoa; Chordata; Actinopteri; Scombriformes; Scombridae. Gene Ontology annotation, biological process: protein transport. The record is from RefSeq and is a predicted model, not a curated record. Gene Ontology annotation, cellular component: trans-Golgi network membrane; recycling endosome membrane.